This is a messenger RNA of Hypanus sabinus (Atlantic stingray), 933 nucleotides long. Its product is annotated as C3a anaphylatoxin chemotactic receptor-like. The coding region runs from base 1 to 933 and encodes 310 amino acids. The record is from RefSeq and is a predicted model, not a curated record. Gene Ontology annotation, cellular component: plasma membrane. Gene Ontology annotation, biological process: phospholipase C-activating G protein-coupled receptor signaling pathway; complement receptor mediated signaling pathway; positive regulation of cytosolic calcium ion concentration. The transcript has a single exon. Lineage: Eukaryota; Metazoa; Chordata; Chondrichthyes; Myliobatiformes; Dasyatidae. Gene Ontology annotation, molecular function: complement receptor activity; G protein-coupled receptor activity.
AUGUCGCUCUCCGAGGGAGUGCAUAACUCGAUGCUCACUGGGAAUCACAACCACAGCAAUGCUACGGCCAGCAGAUUCAAGAUGGAGUGGAGAGCACCUUCUGUCAUAUCAAUGGCCAUAUUCACGCUCACCGUCCUACUCGGCCUCACGGGCAACGGAGCUGUCAUCUGGGUGACGGGUUUCAAAAUGAAGAGGAAUGUCCACACUGUGUGCUUCCUGAACCUGGCUGCGGCUGACCUGUUGUUUUGCCUGUGUCUCCCCCUGCAAAUGUUAUACGUCUCCGUGCUCGGCUCUGGGGACGGUGAGAAUACCCUUUCGUCAUUGUUGACAUCAAUUAUGUACCUAUACGCUUUAGCCAGCAGAUAUCUGUUAUGUCUGAUCAGCAUCUAUCGCUGCCUGGCUGUUAAUCGGCCCAUCUGGUUCCAGCAACAUCUGAAACUCGCAUGGGUACGUGUGAACUGCUUCGUGGUCUGGGUGAUAGCCACUGUCAUGAGCCUGCUUGCAUUCUUCCUUCUUGCUGGUGAUGAUGCACUGAGGAUUUUGGCUGCCUUCAGCUUCGUUCCCCCCUUUGUGAUUAUGAUCACUUGUUACACCAUCGUUGGCUGGAGGCUGCACGGAGACAGGUUCGCUAAGUCCAGGAAGCCCAUACGCCUGCUCAUGACAGCUGUCGCCGCCUUUGUGAUCUGCUGGCUCCCAGUUAGUAUCUGCAACAUCGCACAAAUCGGAUUUGAUCUUCCCGACUGGAUCAUGCUAUUUCAAGCCCUGGCCUCAUUCAACAGCGCCCUCAACCCUCUUGUCUACGUCUUCGCCGGUAGCGACUUCCGUCAGGUCUUCAAGCGCUCCCUGUUUGCCUCGCUCCAGCUAGCCUUCGCCGAACAAGAGAUACAGGGUGAGACUCAGAACCGCAAUCCCAACUCAGAUAUGAUAGUCUGA